AAAAUAGCAUAUAUAAUAACUAGUUGUAACUGGAUCUCUCCUGCUGCUUGCGUUGCAUGGCUCACAGCAACUGGCGUGCUUAUCGUGGGAUAUUCUUUGUUCUGAGCAGAUGGACAACUACCCGGUACAUGUACGAGUGCCGUGGUGGAGAUGUCGCCGGUACUGGCUAUCUGCCUUGCUGUUCGCUGGGUUCGCUUUCUUCACAAUCAUCCGAGCCAACCUUAGCAUCGUGAUAGUGUGUAUGGUGAAACAUGGCAGCCACCCCAACGCGACUGCUGUUGCUAACAACGGUUCUGAUUGGUCUAACACGACAUAUAGCGUGGGAGGAACAGAGACGGACACCAGCAAGUGUCGGAGCAGAAGCGUCUCUGCAUCAUCCACUGACCAGGAUGGCGAGUUUGAGUGGAGUAAGGAGUUGCAGGGCGUUCUCCUAGGAGGGUAUUUCUGGGGUUACUCCUCGGGGUUCCAGGUUCUGGGGGGAUGGCUAUCUCAGAGAUACGGACCCAGGAAGGUGAUAGCUGUCGGGAUGUUUCCAGCAGCAAUAGGGUGUAUCCUGAGUCCACUGGCCGUCAGAAUCAGCCCCUUUCUGUUCCUGGCGGUCAGGAUUAUCACGGGGAUCACCACAAGUGUGAUGUUUCCAUCAGGUCCUGUAUUCUGGUCCAGAUGGGCUCCACCCGAGGAAUGGAGCCGCCUUCUCUCUACUACGAACGCCGGUGGUGAGUUCGGACAUGCUGUUGCGUUUCCAAUCAACGGACUCUUGUGCAAAUACGGCGGCUGGGAGAUGCCUUUCUAUGUAGUGGGUGGCCUGGCCGUCAUCUGGUGCAUCGUCUGGCUACUCGUAAGUCGGGAUUCUCCGUCAGAGAUGCCGGGAAUUAGCGAGGCCGAAAAGAAAUACAUUGAGACAUCUAUCGGAGAUCGGGUGAAAUCCAAGCGUACGUACAAGACGCCGUGGUGUCAGAUGCUGUCGUCCCGGCCGGUGUGGGCGUGUGUGUUCUCCCACAUGACCGCUAACUUCUUUUUCUACAUGAUACUGACUCAGGCGCCAACCUUCCUCAACGAGAUCCUCAAGUUUGACAUCACAUCGAACGGGUUCUACUCCUCUCUCCCGUACGUGGUGUUGGUUACCCUGGUGUUGCCGGUUGGGGCGCUGUCGGAUUAUCUCACAACGAAAGGCUUCCUCAGUCUGAGCGGCGUCAGGAAGGUCAUGAACACUCUGGGCAUGCUCAUACCCGCUGUAUUCCUGCUUGGUCUGGCUCAUCUCCCCUGCUCAGACCCGUUGGUAGGUGUCGCUCUCAUCGCCGCCGCUGUCGGGACGUUCGCCUUCUGCUUCAGCGGUCACAUCGUCAACAUGGCCGACAUAGCGGUGAUGCAUGCCGGGACAUUAGCAGGUUUCUCCAACACAUUGGCUUCUAUGCCAGGAAUAAUAGCGCCUUAUAUAGUCGGUUACAUAACUACACAGGGCACACCCGAAGAAUGGCGCACAGCUUUCUACAUUGCGGUCGUCCUCAACGUUGUGGGGUCUGUGGUUUUCGUCUUCUUCUCCUCGGCAGUGGCUCAGCCAUGGGCUUUUCCAGCUGAGCUAAAUACAACAACAGUCGUGGGAGAACAGGAAAAGCCUGACGAGAAUCGUGAACUUGAUACCAUGCUUUUUAUUUCCAACAAAAGUAUACCGGAUUCUCACAAAAAGGAAAUUUUAGAAGGAGAACGUCUUAUAUCGAGCAACAGCAGUAUACAUAGAGCUCAUGAUGUAUGAGUGGUUAUUAUGAAACUGUGUGAGUUAUGUUUAACGCCGCUUAUCAGACCAGGGCCUGACAGUUUAAUUUUGGAAUUGUGAGGAAUGAGUCUUCGAGUGUGUAAGUGAGUAAUGUUUAACGCCGCUUCUCAGACCAGGGCCUGUCAGUUUAAUUUUGGAAUUGUGAGGAGUGAGUCUUAAACUGUGUAAGUGAGUUAUGUUUUACGCCGCUUCUCAGACCAGGGCCUGUCAGUCAUGUGGCAGGUGUGCCUUAAACUGGGUGAUGUGGUUGGUUUGGUUUGUUGUUUAUCACAGCACUCAGCAAUAUCCCAGCUCCAUGACGGCGCCCUGUACACAAUCGAGUCUGGACCAGACAAUCCAGUGAUUGAUAUCAUGAGCAUUGAUCCACGAAUUUGGGAUCGAUGACAUGCAUCGACCAAGUCAGCGAGCCUGA
This is a messenger RNA of Haliotis rufescens (red abalone), 2186 nucleotides long. RefSeq names its product sialin-like. The transcript is spliced from 10 exons. Gene Ontology annotation, molecular function: transmembrane transporter activity. Gene Ontology annotation, biological process: monoatomic anion transport; transmembrane transport. The coding region runs from base 110 to 1753 and encodes 547 amino acids. Lineage: Eukaryota; Metazoa; Mollusca; Gastropoda; Lepetellida; Haliotidae. The record is from RefSeq and is a predicted model, not a curated record.